This is a messenger RNA of Lucilia sericata (common green bottle fly), 1176 nucleotides long. RefSeq names its product RING-box protein 1A-like. The record is from RefSeq and is a predicted model, not a curated record. NCBI's taxonomy places the organism in Eukaryota, Metazoa, Arthropoda, Insecta, Diptera, Calliphoridae. Gene Ontology annotation, cellular component: nucleus; cullin-RING ubiquitin ligase complex. The transcript has a single exon. Gene Ontology annotation, biological process: ubiquitin-dependent protein catabolic process; protein ubiquitination. Gene Ontology annotation, molecular function: zinc ion binding; ubiquitin protein ligase activity; cullin family protein binding. Bases 91 to 462 code for a protein of 123 amino acids.
GAAACCCAGCUUUUUGUAAAACAAACAUAAAAAUUUCGAGUUAAACUUCAUUUACGGGAAAAUAAAACUAUUUUAAUUACAUUUUAAAACAUGUCUAAUCUCAUGGAAGUUGAUAACGAAAACGAUUCUGAAGAUUUACGUAACAUGGAUGACGAUGAUUUACCCACUUGCAGUUCUAAGCGAAAGGGAAAACGUUUUAUAAUUAAAAAAUGGCAGGCACAAGCUUUAUGGUCGUGGGAUUUAGCCGUCGAUAAUUGUGCCAUAUGUCGUAAUCAAAUAAUGGAUCUGUGUAUUGAAUGUCAAGCGAAUCCUCUAUGUUCGAGUACAAAAGAUGAAUGUACCGUGGCAUGGGGCACUUGUAAUCAUGCAUUUCAUUUUCAUUGCAUUUCACGUUGGUUGAAAACACGUCAAGUAUGUCCAUUGGAUAAUAAAGAAUGGGAUUAUCAGAAAUAUGGCCGUUAAGAGAAUUUGAUUUAAUUUAUAUUUUGAUAUGAAAUUGUAACAUUAGAAUACAAUAGAAUUUUGUUGACAAAGCAACUAUAUGUAUGAAUCGACAAUGCACUUCUGAAUUUUGCAUUUUAACUUCUUGAAAACUACGAAAUAAAGAAUGAAAUUUUAUCACGUAAAAAUUGAACCAGAAAUUGAACUAGAAAUUAUGUAGAACUAAACUGGAACUGAACUAAAACUAAACUAGAAUGGAACUAGAACUGAACUGAAUUAGAAUUAAACUGGAACUGAAAUAGAAUUAAACUAGAACUGAACUGGCCCUAUAUAUGAUGUCUUGUGUCAAUUAUGGAACGAAUUCUACAGAAUUGAAUUAUUUAGUAAUAAUAAAAUUAUUUUCUGAAGUAUAACUAACUAUAAAAUUUAGUAACGAGAUUUAGAUUUUUAUAAAUUAUUGAAUUUUACGACAAGCACAAGUGAGAAUAAAACAUUUACAUAGUAUAUCGAACAUGUUUCGAAACUGAUUUCAUCGUUUCCUAUCUGGCAAAUAGAACCAAAGCCAUUUUACCGUAUCAGUAAGCAUUCCAAUGGCAGGUCUUCUUUUGACAAAAAGCAAAACUUGGUUAAUAAGAGUUGGAAAAUAGUGAAAAUGUGGAAAAAAUCAUCAGGAUAUUAAUAUCAGUUAUAAUUUAUGUCCUGAGCAAUCGAUAAAUGUACUUAGAAUAUGUAUAG